Molecule: messenger RNA, 1163 nt
Organism: Camponotus floridanus (Florida carpenter ant)
Lineage: Eukaryota; Metazoa; Arthropoda; Insecta; Hymenoptera; Formicidae
Exons: 4
Coding region: 170-568 (132 amino acids)
Source: RefSeq, a predicted model, not a curated record
UAGUGAAAGGGGUCCGCAUCCAAAGCGGUGCAAUCGUCGAGUGCCUCCCCCCAGCCUCAUCCCUGAGUUCCCCUGGGCCUAGGCAGGGCCUAUAAAAGCAUACCGCGUUGCCCCUCAAACACGUAGUGUUGUCCGCGUAGCGAGCAAAGAAAAACUCUCAUCACACACCAUGAAGUUCUUUAUUGUUUUAUUCGCCGUUGUAGCGGCCGUCAGUGCUGGAUAUAUCAGCCAUCAUGAGCCAAUCGUGGAGCCCUGGGUGGCUCCUGUGGUCCACGCUGCUCCGGUGGUGCACGCGCCCCUUCCCUGGGUCGCGCCUGCACCGAAAUACAUCAAGGUCACCGCUCCAUCGUACGCCAAGGAGAUUCACCACGUGCUCACCAUUCCCCAGCAUACCCCCAUUCCACCACCGCACCCGAAGCCUUUGUCAAUCAAGGGAUACGACCAUGUCAACAAAAUACAUUAUGACUCUCCGCAUGUCCCGCAUCCACAUCUCGUCGGUGUCGAGCAUUACGUGCCUGCUCCGGAACCCGAAAUCUCCGUCGUCAAGACUGGACACGGCUGGCACUAAGAUCUCCGUACGACACGAUGCCGUCAAACUCAUCCAUCCAGAGCGGUCCAUAUCGAAUUUCAGUAAUCAUUUCAAGAUCUAAUAAUCGUAACAAUGACAGCAGACAAUUUUGUCGAUGACAUAUAAAUAUGACUUUUUAUGUACAUUCUUCCCUCCCUUACCUCUUUUCCAAUUAUGUCGAUUUAAAUAAAUAGAAGCAAACGGCAAGAAUCAUGUCGCGAGAAUUAUCAAAAUCUUCGAGGCUUUCAGGAACCUCGCGGGAGAUGAAAAAUCGUGGACUGCUCGCGGAUCGCAAGGCACCCAAACUCGAAAAAAAAUAUAUUUGAUUUUGAUUUUAUCUUAGAAUUACAUAUGAUACGUUUCACACAAAUACAUGGACAACCGUGUCUAUUCUUUUCUUUAUUUCCGUCUCAAUAUUGAAAAAUUUCCCAUGCGGCAAUUGCGAUACUGAAGAAGACAUCGCAAAAAAGAAGAGAAAGCGUUUCUCCUUCCGUCCCUCUUGUCCCGCUUCCCGUUCAAUUAUUUUUUCAUUUGUAACAAGAUUUUAAUUUAUUUUCUAAUAAAGAUUGACCUUAUCUCUUUGAUAAAUCAGGAA